This is a messenger RNA of Pyrus x bretschneideri (Chinese white pear), 342 nucleotides long. Its product is annotated as peptidyl-prolyl cis-trans isomerase CYP26-2, chloroplastic-like. Gene Ontology annotation, molecular function: peptidyl-prolyl cis-trans isomerase activity. Gene Ontology annotation, cellular component: chloroplast. The transcript has a single exon. Gene Ontology annotation, biological process: protein peptidyl-prolyl isomerization. Bases 1 to 342 code for a protein of 113 amino acids. The record is from RefSeq and is a predicted model, not a curated record. Lineage: Eukaryota; Viridiplantae; Streptophyta; Magnoliopsida; Rosales; Rosaceae.
AUGAACAAGCAGCAGAAACUUCACGCUGCUGCUACUUGCAUUGAUAGAAUCCCGACUGAGUGUGCAUUUCUUGAUAUAUCCAUCGGCGGAGAACCUGUUGGUCGGAUAGUAAUCGCGCUACUUGAAGACGAUGCCCCGGUUGGAGCUGCUAGAUUUGGUAGUCUUGCCAGUGGUGCUUCUGGCACUAGCUAUAGAAGGAAAGAGUUCGUUAAUGUUAUGCCCAGCUACGUUCAGCACGGCGGAGUAGGAUCUUUCGUUGCGCCUGCCGAGCUCGCAAAGAAGACAGGAAGGAAUUUGGAAGUCGAUAGUCUCAAUGAAGAGUGGGAGAGAGUGAAUGACUAG